Messenger RNA from Thecamonas trahens ATCC 50062, 1452 nucleotides. RefSeq lists its product as uncharacterized. NCBI's taxonomy places the organism in Eukaryota, Apusomonadida, Apusomonadidae. The coding region runs from base 87 to 929 and encodes 280 amino acids. The record is from RefSeq and is a predicted model, not a curated record. The transcript is spliced from 2 exons.
GGGGGGGCGGUACGGGGUUGGGGAGGGGGGGUUGGGCAACGGAAGGUCUGUGUAUACGCCUCUGCUUGAGCAUACGUUGGGAGGGGAUGCGGCGGGAACGGGUGCGACAGACGUUACUGCGGGCGGAUGAAGCGCUGAACAGAGCUCGGUAUCGAGCUGGACAGCAGGUGACAGGGAGGCGCGGAAGCAUGGGAGGCGGUGGAGGAGUUGGUGCGACGGAGCGUGCGCUGCUGCAGGCACAGUUGGCGUCGACUCGGGCAGACCUCGAGGUGGCGCUGGCCAAGGUGGCGCACUGGGAGGCAUGGGCAGAGUCGAUGGGCCUGGUCUUGCCGACGGUGAGUCUGGGACUCGGUGAAGGGGUGGGAGCGCUGUCACCGCGCUCGAUGCGGUCAGAGCGCUCGCAGAGCGAUGUGGACGACGAUGUUGGGUCGGACAGGGAGCUGAUGGAUGAGGUGGACGAGGUGAUGGACGCGGCGCUCAUCGCCGAGGCUAAUGGUAUGCAUCCGGAACAGCUGCGGCUGAAACGGGCCGAGCUUCAGGUGGCGAUCGAGGGUGGUGAGGGAUACGAUGUCGACGGCGAUGAGGAGGCCGAGGAUGUGUUGCGUUCGUCAGAUGACGAGGCUGUCCUGGCAAGCGAGAGCGACGGUGUUGAUGACGAUGUGCUGGAGGAGAGCGAUGCUGUCGAGGCUGCGGACGCUGACGACGAAAAAGUGGAGGCUUCGCUGCUUACAAUGUUUGCUGGCGAGUAUGAUGACGACAGUGGUGGGCAAGGUGAAGGUGAUGCCGGAACGGAGGCUCCGGCUCGGGUGAGCGGCGAAGCGUCCGAGGACGAUUUGUCGUUGGCGCGCGAGCGAGCGGAGCAAGCCGAGCUGCUGGCGACGUGGACCGACGACAUGGUGCUGGAGGGCGGGAGCGGCAGCACAACUUAGCGAGGUCGCACAAGUAUGUUUUUUGUCGCAAAGCUCUUUAGUGCCAGACGCCCGACGACUGGCUGUCUAGCGCCUGUUCCCAGUUGACGGACGCGUCGGAGGGCAUGAUGCCAAGCGCCGAGGGCGAGCCUGGCUCUGAGCCGCCGACAAGGCCGUUGAGAGCGGCAUUGAAGGUAGACUCGCAAUAGGCCUGGAUGUCGGGGGCAAGAAGGAGCUGGACAGCAAAGUCACGGCGAGCGUCGGCGACCUCGGCAGAGUUCUCGGGCGCCGCGGCUUCCAGGGCCUGCAGCUCAUUGCUGAGGGCGCGGAGAUGCUCGUGGUAGCGGAAGACCUCGCGCGGGAGGCCCGAAGCGCGAGCAGACGACAUGCCGCCUUUGGCAAGAUCAGCAGAGUGAACGAGGUCGGAGAGCUGCGAGGCGAGGCGGCUGUUGAGCUGGACCUCGAGGGUGGUGCGGAGCUCUUCGGGGUCGCUUGCAGCUUGAAGAAAGGCGUGUGGGAUGGAGGUAAAGAAGGCGUCGACAUG